Messenger RNA from Phytophthora nicotianae INRA-310, 129 nucleotides. RefSeq lists its product as hypothetical. Bases 1 to 129 code for a protein of 42 amino acids. The transcript has 2 exons. The record is from RefSeq and is a predicted model, not a curated record. NCBI's taxonomy places the organism in Eukaryota, Oomycota, Peronosporomycetes, Peronosporales, Peronosporaceae.
AUGGACGCUCCGAAAGUGAAACAGAUUCACGUGCUGGUGGUGGUUCCGGAUCAGCAGUCGGUUUCUGCUGUGGCGGCCGGGGAGUGGCAGUUGGGUGAAAUGGUUGAAGAAACUCAAUGGCCAGAUUGA